AUGUGCAGUUGUGUUAGUGUGCCGCCUCGUCUGUAUCGGCUUGCUACGGGGGAGGAGAUAACGAUACAGCCUGCCAUUGAGCGUGGCGUGCACAGCAGGGAGCGGAGCGAGGUCCGGAAACGGCUUCUGGCCAGUGACGCACACCUCGUUCCUGGGGUCUUGGAGGUCGCCAGUGACCCUGCGGCUUCUGUUAUUUUUAUUGCCGUUAAGGAGGACGCACGCGCCGAACAUGGGUUUUUGGGUUUCGUGGUUGUCAACGUCAGUUUCCUCGCGCAACAGCGGGUUGUGGUGAUUGCGUGGAUCUCCGUUCUUAGUCGCUUUCGGGGGAUCCACGUGGGACGUUCCUUGCUUCAACACGUGGAGGUCUUCUGCCGCGUCAACGGCGUGGAUCUCAUGGAGGUGAUGUGCACCGAUGGUUACACGAAGUUGUUUCGGCGGCAUGGAUUUCAUUCCUCCGCGAGUCCCGUCGCUUUCAAGAAAAAAGGCUUGCAAAAGCGCGUCGUCGUACACCAUCUUCCACCGGUGCCCUUUUGCCUCAGCAGCGGUGCCGUGUCUGUGCGCUACGCCAGGCAGGAGAGCAGGAAGCAGUGGGUUUUCUUGGUGUUGGAGGCCUGCGGGUACAGCCUUGGCGGCGGUGAGUUGCUCCGUUGCAUUUGCGAAGCGGAGUUUCGCAUUGAGGCGGUUGCCGCAACGACUGACCGCGUGGUGGCGAUCGUGGCGAUGGACAAGCAGGGAUGGAUUCCCAUCAUCACAUGCGUAGCCGAGUACCGUGGGCGCGGAUUGGGGUCGUUUCUGCUCUUCUUGGCGGUGGAGUGGAUGCGGCGGCAGGGUGGCCGCUCUGUUUCUCUGGCCCCGUUGAACCGGAGAGUCGUGCACUUCUACAAGCGCUGGUCCUUCCGGCCGAUGACUUCCACCGCAGGCAGGAAGCGGCGUCGCAGCGCGCACGACUGCAUGUUGCUUGAGCGCACCAUUGACACCGAUGCACAUUACCUUCCGGACGGGCACUCCCUAGAAGACUUCCUCCCCGCUUCAACGCUGUCAACUUCCGCGGCGGCGGCGCAGCUGCAGCAGCCAGAGACCGAGGCGGCGCAGCUGCAGCAGCCAGAGACCGACGCGGCGGCAGCAUCUCAGUAUCCCAACCUUGCUGCAUAG
Molecule: messenger RNA, 1152 nt
Organism: Trypanosoma conorhini
Lineage: Eukaryota; Euglenozoa; Kinetoplastea; Trypanosomatida; Trypanosomatidae
Product: N-acetyltransferase
Exons: 1
Coding region: 1-1152 (383 amino acids)
Molecular function (GO): acyltransferase activity, transferring groups other than amino-acyl groups
Source: RefSeq, a predicted model, not a curated record